Stegastes partitus (bicolor damselfish) is the source of this 2796-nucleotide messenger RNA. RefSeq names its product neutral cholesterol ester hydrolase 1a (gene nceh1a). Bases 135 to 1394 code for a protein of 419 amino acids. The record is from RefSeq and is a predicted model, not a curated record. NCBI's taxonomy places the organism in Eukaryota, Metazoa, Chordata, Actinopteri, Pomacentridae. The transcript has 5 exons. Gene Ontology annotation, cellular component: membrane. Gene Ontology annotation, molecular function: carboxylic ester hydrolase activity.
GCAUGUCUGUACCUCCAGCCCCAUUCACUGCUCCACUGACAAAUUAGAAAGUGUCAGCCACAGACAUCAGAGUCUGUUUGGAUCCUGCAUGCUGCCUGAGAGUCACUGGAGAUCCCGAAGCUGCCAGAAUCAAGAUGAGGCUGCUGCCACUCGUAGUUACUGUUGUGUUAACGGUGGCACUGGCUUACUACAUCUACAUCCCGCUGCCUGAUGGCAUCCAGGAGCCGUGGAAGUUGAUGUUUCUGGAUGCUGCGUUCAGAGCAACCAUGCACCUGGCCUCUUUGAAGCACUGGCUGGGCAUUGACCACUACGUCACGUCCAUCAGGGGCUCCACGGCGGCGUUCGAGGGCACGAUGAAGGGGCUCAUGAGCUCUGAGUCCAGCGGCGCGGUCAUCCCGGGGGUGAAAGUCAGCGAUAUCGAUUUCGCUGGCAUCCCAGUGCGAGUUUACGAGCCGCCGGCCGGAGGGGAGGGUCAUCUGAGGAGAGGGCUGAUGUUCUUCCACGGAGGCGGCUGGGCCCUCGGCAGCGGCAAGAAAGGAUCAUAUGAUGAAACCAACCGCAUGGUUUCCGAUGAGCUGAACACCGUCGUGGUCUCUGUUGAGUAUCGCCUGUAUCCAGAGGUGCACUUUCCAGUGCCGUAUUUAGACUGCCUCGCUGCUGCCAAACACUUCUUGUCUCCAGAGGUUCUUGCCAAGUAUGCGAUCGACCCUGAACGUGUGGCGGUGUCAGGAGACAGUGCUGGAGGGAACCUGGCUGCUGCAGUCGCUCAGGAGAUUUCCAUAGAUGACAGUGCGAGUGUGAAAUUCAGCGUCCAGGUUCUGAUCUACCCAGUGCUCCAGGCUCUGGAUUUCAACACUCCAUCCUACAUAGAAAACCAACAUAUACCAAUCCUCCACCGGCCCAUAAUGGUGCAGUUCUGGCUGCAGUACCUCGGCGCUGACCUCUCGCUGCAGCCCCAAAUGCUAGUGAACAACCACAGCGCCUCACAGCACUCAACUAUCACCCCAGAGCUGAGGUCACGACUAGACUGGACCACCCUGCUUUCUCAGAAAUACAAGAAGAACCACAAGCCUCUCGUUGUGGAAAAAGGAUCACACGAGCUUCUGAAGGAGAUACCGGGGCUGCUGGAUGUGCGGUCAUCGCCGCUGCUGGCCGGACCCGAAGUGUUGGCUAAAUGCCCUCGUGCAUACGUGGUCACGUGUGAGUAUGACGUGUUGAGGGAUGAAGGGCUGAUGUACGUUCGGCGCUUACAGGACGCGGGAGUCACAGUUACCAACGACCACUACGAGGACGGCUUCCACGGAUGUUUCAGUUUUACCAUGUGGCCGAUGGAAUUCGAUGUAGGAAAGAGGAUGCUCAGGGGUUACAUCAACUGGCUGCAGAACAAUUUGUAAGAGUGUGUGUGUGUUUGUGCACGUGAGUAAUGCGUGCAUGCAUAUGUGUGCGUGUGUUUCACUUAUACAAAUGCACUAGCCCUCGCUUUGUGACUCGCUAAAGGGCUUGUAAAUGUACUCUUUGUUCAAAAAAUGUAACAGCUCAGGGCCUUCAUGUACCCGCAUGUACUGUAUACACUCAGUACAUGUGAACUUUUUUCUGAUAUUUAAAAGCAGCCUGCUGGCAACAACAACAUAGCUAACACUGUGACCAACGAAUAAAAAUAAACGCAUAAAAGUACUUUUACAGCCACAAGCUUUUCCACUAAUGGGUUAAUUAAUCAGCUGCUUCCACUGGGAAGCACCACAUUAAUACACUCAUUCAUAUCCAGAACACAACCACAUGAGCAAAUAAUGUCCCAAGAGCUGAAAUUGAUUUUAAACUUUGCUUUUAGAAUAAAAGCAUUAACAGGUCAGAGCCGCCAGACAGACAUCUGUGAUCACGGUGGUCUGAGCUGUUUAUAGCACUUUUGUUUUUUUUUUUAAAGACACUCGUUAUGUAACACCAGCAUGUUAAAUGUUGUCUGAACACUUUACAAAUUAAGAUAUUAUCAGUGUUAAAAUAUUUAAAAUGGAGUGCAAUCCGGGCCAUUUUCAGUUUCAACAGUGUUCAGUAUUUUUGCAUUUGUGUGUCAGAAUGAAAAAGACUUCAAGCAAACUUUUGGCAAAUCUUACUAUCUAGCGCCAUCAUCAUAAAUGUGUACAGUAGUUUGGUUUAUGUUUAUACACCUGCAAUAUAAUAUAAUAAUUAAUAAUAUAAUAUAAUUCCCAUCUGCCUCAGCUGUACUUUGUGCUGAAUGUCAUGUGUUAGCAUGCUAAACUGAAGCCUGAGUGUGGUUCUGUUAGCAUCAGCAUGGUGGUAACUCAUUAGUGAGCAUGCUGGCAUUAGAAUUUAGCUCAAAGCACAGCUGUAUCUGUAUCAUGCAUCACAAGAAGGCGAUGCCUUUCCUGCUUCCUCUUGACAAUCACCAACAAAAUUCUCCUUCCAGUUCCAUUCCAAUUAGCUUUCCUGCUGCAUUUGCCCUCAGCUCUCUACUGAAUUGAAUGUUUUUUUGUUUUGUUUUUUUAUAUGGAUGCCUGAACAUUGUCAGUAGUUGUUCCAAAAAGCCACUAUCUGCUGUGCUGGAUCAGCACUGACUGCUGAGUCACUCCUACAAUGUCUUAAAAGUAGCAUCAUGGACAUCUUCUAACAUGUGUGUACAUGAAUCAAGGGCUUCCAAUGAUGUUGUUUUACUUCCAAAUUUAAUUGUUACAUCUUUUCAUGUUGGUCACAAAUGUCCUCAGUGUCUCCGUUCUGCCCACGGUUGGGAUUUAUGAGGGAACUGAUGAAGGGGGUCAAUAAAGAAACAACUCAUGAAGAACA